AUGAAGACUUUCUUCGUCGCCGCAGCUGCCCUUUGCAGUGUUGCUUCUGCCUUUCCGUUUGCCCCUUGGAAGAUACUGGCGCCCCCACCGGCUGGCACCCAGUUCUACCAGCUUCAAACCAAAUCGGCCACCACAGCAGUGUCCGGUCAGUGGGUAUCGCUCAAGAGCGGCUCGACCUCGUACGUCCUUGCCAGUGCCCAAACUUCGGCGACCAAGUUCUUCACCAACAAGUACGAUGCGACGAGCACGUACGCCAUCCACAAUGCGGACGACACUCGCCAGAUUGCGUUGCAGGGUACCGACGGCGUGCUCUUAUAUCUCAUAGAUGCGACAAACCCCAGUUCCGACAACAUUCCCAAGGGCCAGCUGAUGGAAUGGGCGACCUUCACCAUGGACAACAAUGUCUUGGGCGUCAAAGACGGCAGCACCCUGACCAACCGCACUUUCGUUGCUGUCAAGGGAAGCGACAAUGGAUAUGGACUUGCGCUUUAUGACGGUGCUAGCAACACUACCCAAAACAUCACCCCAAUUACGAUUAACAUCGUGAAGUCCACCUAGGGAUGAAAGAGAAUUUGGCAUGGGGACUGGACAAAAGCUAGAUAGACUGCCAUCAGCUUCAAUGUAAAUAUCCUGUGAGACGCCCUUCAAGCGCCAUUUCGAUAGCGUAUUGUGUGAUGAUAUGACAGUUGAAAAUGUCGAAAUAUUGGAAUGUGUCGAGAUUGGGCGAGAUACGUGAACUGGUGAUGAAGACUUAGAACCGUGGGGAACUUUCGUGAUUUCUUCAGCUCGUCAAUCAGAGAACUAGCUCAAAGCCAAAGAGCAAUGGUACUGAUGAGAUUGAGA
This is a messenger RNA of Trematosphaeria pertusa, 843 nucleotides long. RefSeq lists its product as uncharacterized. The coding region runs from base 1 to 558 and encodes 185 amino acids. The transcript is spliced from 3 exons. Lineage: Eukaryota; Fungi; Ascomycota; Dothideomycetes; Pleosporales; Trematosphaeriaceae. The record is from RefSeq and is a predicted model, not a curated record.